Messenger RNA from Microthlaspi erraticum, 1488 nucleotides. The record is from the annotation of a GenBank genome assembly. NCBI's taxonomy places the organism in Eukaryota, Viridiplantae, Streptophyta, Magnoliopsida, Brassicales, Brassicaceae.
AUGGUGUCUCUGACCAAGAUCAAUGGUGUCUCUGAAGAUGCCAUCAAGCUGAGACUCUUCCUUAUGUCUCUAGCUGACAAGGCUCACCAAUGGGAGAAGAGCCUGCCCCAUGGCACAAUCACCACUUGGGAUGAAUGCAAGAAGGCGUUUCUUGCUAAGUUUUUCUCCACCGGCCGCACAGCCAAGCUAAGGAGUGAGAUAUCAAGCUUCAUUCAGAGAAACAAUGAAACUUUUGCUGAAGCUUGGGAGAGAUUCAAGGGCUACACAAGUCAGUGCCCCCAUCAUGGUUUCAACAAUGAAUCAUUGCUCUCUACUCUCUAUAGAGGAUGCUUGGCAAGGUAUAGAGAGAUGUUAGACACAGCCAGCAAUGGGAACUUCCUCAAUCAAGAUGUGGAAGAUGGCUGGCAGCUUGUGGAAAACAUUGCAAACUCCAAUGGAAGUUAUGGAGAAGAGUAUGAUCGCACCAACCGGAGCUCGACCCACAACUCGAUCGAGUCCGAUGAGAAAUUGAGAAAAGAUGUCAAAUCGUUGAAUGAGAAAUUGGCUGAUAUCAACUCCAAGAUUGAGAAUCUCAACACAAGAGUUUACUCUCUGGAGAAUCAUGCUUCUUCUGUUGCUGCUGCUACAAAGCAAGGACAACUACCUGGUAAAGCUAUUCAGAACCCCAAGGAACAGUGCAAGGUCAUCUUCACUCAAGAGGGGCUUAAUGAAGAAGAGGAUCAAGAGAGAGUCAUGGAAGAGUUUUGUUUACUGCUAAUGAAUGAUGAGAUUGUUGCUGCUGAGGCUCCUGGAGUCCAGAUUGAUCAACCUGAAGUGUACGCUACUCCCAUAGCCAUUCACACUUCACCAGUUGAGCUUGCACAACAAGCUCGAUCGGCAGCUCGAUCGAGUCGACCUAGCUCGAUCGAUCAAGGCCACAAGGAAGUGAUUCACAAGUUCAGAAGAGAUCUCAGUGGGAUUGGAAUUGAGUUGCCUCCUAUGGAAAGCAUGAGUGAGGCAUUUGAUCAAAUGAAGAUGGUCAAGGAUGUUAUGGCCAACAGUGAUAAAGUUUCAGAGCAUCAAUCUGAUCUCCCUCACAAUGGCAGAGAAGCUAGGCAUUGCUGGAGCAUUGCAGCGCCCUACUACUUCAAUCAUGUUUGGAGAUGCAACUUCAAGUCUCCUCUUGGUGUGUUCAAGAACUAUCACUUGAAAAUAGGAGAAUGCAUCAUCCAAACUGAUCUCACUGUCAUGGAGAUGGAAGAAGAGAAGGAUCUACCUCUGCUAUUGGGAACCCCAUUCCUUAGCACAGUUGGCGCUUCAAUAGACUUUCACAAGCAAGAAGUGAUUCUUCACAAGGUGAAUAGUUUGGUGUCAUAUCGCUUGCAGCCUAGAGGUUCAGACUUUUGUGCCACAAUUGAAAGCACUCCUCUCAGUUCCAAAGCUCCUGAAGCUACAAAGGUUGUGAAGGAAAGGGUUGACAAAGAGCCAAGAGUUGUGAGAGAUAGUUGA